GCGCUCCGCCCCCGGGCGGCUCCAUUUUGGCCGCAGGUGGAGACUAGGCCUGGGCGGGCGGAGUCUCGGAGGGGCGUCCUCGGCAGUCGCGGGGCCGAGUGGGCUCACGGCACCGUCUCCUUUCCUUCGCCCGCAGAAACCGGGGGCGAGCAUGGCGGGCUUGGAGGUCCUGUUCGCGUCGGUGGCGCCGGCCAUCACCUCCGCGCAGGACGCGCUCGUCUGCUUUCUGCACUGGGAGGUGGUGACGCACGGCUACUACAGCGUGGGGACCGGCGACCAGCCAGGUUCCAAUGAUAAGAAAUCAGAACUGCUGCCGGCUGAAUGGAACAGCAAUAAAGACCUGUAUGUCCUCCGGUAUGAGUCUAAGGAUGGGUCCAGAAAGCUCCUUGUGAAGGCUGUCACUGUAGAGAACAGCAUGAUCAUCAAUGUGCUGGAAUUUGGGUCACAGCAGGUAUCAGAUUUGACCCUGAACUUGGAUGAUUAUAUCGAUUCAGAACACCUGGGUGACUUCCACAGGACCUAUAAGAACAGUGAGGAACUUCGGUCUCGCAUCGCGUCUGGGAUCAUUACACCUAUCCAUGAGCCCUGGGACAAGGCUAGUGUCAGCAGUCUCCACCGGGAGUUUCCGCCUGCCACUGCCAGAGAGGUAGACCCCCUCCGGAUUCACCCACAGCAACCACGCACAAGCCAGCAGCCUCCCUGGUGUGAUCCCCUGGGCCCAUUUGCUGUCGGGGGAGAGGACCUGGACCCCUUUGGGUGUCGAAGAGGUGGCAUGAUCGUGGAUCCCCUGAGAUCUGGCUUCCCAAGAGCACUCAUUGACCCAUCCUCGGGCCUCCCAAACCGUCUUCCUCCAGGCGCUGUGCCCCCAGGAGCACGCUUUGACCCCUUUGGACCCAUUGGGACCAGCCCAUCUGGACCUAACCCAGACCAUCUCCCCCCGCCGGGCUACGAUGACAUGUACCUGUGAAGGCCUCAAGAAUGUAACAUCCCAGCCUCCCCUCCACUCUCCUGGAGCUGCCAUUGCUGGCCCCAUCAGCAACCGUGUUCUUGCGGGCUGGGGGCAAGGGACUCUGCCCAUGUGUUUGCGGGCCGGCUGGAAUUGCCUCCCCCCUGCCUGUCAGAGCCAAAGCACUUGCUGCAGCUUUCCACCUGGCUGCAUAUAGGUCCCAUAGAGAAAUCAGUGUUUCUCUCCCCACCAGCUGCCCCAUACUUCUCAAAGGAGACUCCGGCAACAUAUACACUUGGUCCGAUGCAGUCCCAGCUGCAGCACUAUAAGAACAGAACGCAUUUUGGAUGUUAUUAUAAGAACCAAAUGUCAAUACAAAAAUCAUGUUGCCAGUC
This is a messenger RNA of Nyctereutes procyonoides (raccoon dog), 1341 nucleotides long. It is a transcript of the gene PSMF1, whose product is annotated as proteasome inhibitor subunit 1. The transcript is spliced from 7 exons. The record is from RefSeq and is a predicted model, not a curated record. Gene Ontology annotation, molecular function: proteasome binding; endopeptidase inhibitor activity. Lineage: Eukaryota; Metazoa; Chordata; Mammalia; Carnivora; Canidae. The coding region runs from base 152 to 967 and encodes 271 amino acids. Gene Ontology annotation, biological process: proteasome-mediated ubiquitin-dependent protein catabolic process.